Molecule: messenger RNA, 2831 nt
Organism: Astyanax mexicanus (Mexican tetra)
Lineage: Eukaryota; Metazoa; Chordata; Actinopteri; Characiformes; Acestrorhamphidae
Product: extracellular calcium-sensing receptor-like
Exons: 6
Coding region: 47-2605 (852 amino acids)
Biological process (GO): G protein-coupled receptor signaling pathway
Cellular component (GO): membrane
Molecular function (GO): G protein-coupled receptor activity
Source: RefSeq, a predicted model, not a curated record
AAUCAACGUAACUGACAAACACACUUACUAAUCAUACUCAAAGUGAAUGGAGCAUAUCUUUACUCUCUUGCAUGUUGUAAUGGCCAUCCUGAAUUUUUCCAGAACAAAUGGGACAUUCUGUAGCCUGCAGGGAGAACCUGUAUACCCACAACUUUCAAAAGAAGGGGAUAUCAUGGUUGGAGCAAUUUUACCUUUCCAUAGUGGAUGGGAGAUCACAGAUUUGUCUUACUCGGUCAGACCACCUCCAGUAAAGUGCACGAGUCUUGAUUUCAGAGCCUUCCAGUUUUCACAGUCCCUCAUUUAUGCAAUAGAGGAGAUCAACAACAGCUCUUCUUUGCUGCCUGGUGUCUCACUGGGCUACAAGAUCUAUGACACCUGCAGCUCUGUAGCAAUGGGGGUUAGAGAGGCCAUGGCACUUGUUAACGGGAAUGAGAACUCAGACUUGAAUGAGCCCUGCACAAAACCAACCCAGGCACAAGCCAUAAUCGGCGAGACAUACUCAUCAGCGUCAAUUGCAAUUGCAAACAGUGUUGGACCACUAGGUGUUCCAAUGAUCAGCCAUUAUUCCACCUGUGAGUGUCUCAGUGACAAAAGGAAAUAUCCCACCUUUCUGCGUACUAUUCCCAGUGACUAUUACCAGAGCAGAGCACUUGCAGAAAUGGUCAAGCACUUUGGCUGGACAUGGGUGGGAGCAAUAAGAACAGAUGAUGCUUAUGGUAACAGUGGAAUGGCUGCAUUUACUGAAGCAGCUAAACAAUUAGGCAUUUGUUUAGAAUAUUCUCUUGCAUUUUAUAGAACAUUCUCUGAAGAAAAAGUCCUGAGAAUAAUUCAGCAGAUUAAAAGCUCCACUUCUCGAGUGAUAGUGGGAUUUCUCGACACAUGGGAGCUAGAGAUGUUGGUGCAUGUGCUUUUCGAACACAAUGUCACUGGAUACCAGUGGGUGGGAACUGAGGCAUGGAUUAUUAACCCAGCACUGGCCAAACUGGACAAAUACAAUAUACUACAAGGAUCAAUAGGACUUGCUAUUGCCAAAACAACAGUAACAGGUAUAAAAGAUUUCAUUUUGGAUAUAAAUCCACUGAAAUCUAUAGGAAGUGGCAUAUUUACAGAAUUCUGGGAGGCUCUGUUUCAGUGUACAUAUACAAAACCGAAUGAAUCUGAAGAUACACCAGUGUGCACAGGAAAAGAAAAACUGUCUGGAGUGGAAAACACAUUCACUGACUUGUCCCUGAUGCCCAUUUUCAGUAAUGUGUAUAAAGGUAUAUAUGCUGUUGCUCAUACUCUACAUGAACUUCUCGGUUGCACACAAACAUGCCCGACAAAGAAGCAGCCUGAUCCUCUCACUUUUCUUCAGCAUCUUAAAAGUGUGAAUUUUAAAACCAAAGAUGGUGAGGAUGUUUUUUUCGAUAAAAAUGGAGAUCCUCCGGCAAAAUAUGACAUCAUAAACUGGCAGACAACUAAAGAACAUCAAUAUGAGUUUGUUACUGUUGGACUUUAUGACUCAACCUUACCUUCUCACAAUCGUUUAGUGGUAAAUGUGGCCUCUGUUCUGUGGGCACAAAACAGCAAUCAGGUGCCAAGAUCAGUGUGCAGUGAGAGCUGUCCUCCAGGCACCAGGAAAGCUGUACAGAAAGGAAAGCCGAUCUGCUGCUUCGACUGCAUACCAUGUGCAGAAGGAGAGAUCAGCAACAUCACAGAUUCGAUUAAAUGUGAACAAUGUCAUCAAGACUACUGGUCAAAUCCACACAGGGAUGAGUGUGUGAAGAAAGAAAUUGAAUUCCUGUCCUAUGAGGAAACAAUGGGCAUUUUGUUGACAGCUGUUUCAAUUAUUGGGGCUUUAACAACCAUUAUAAUAGCAAUCAUAUUCUUUAAAUACAAAGACACACCAAUAGUCAAAGCCAACAACUCAGAGCUGAGCUUCCUGCUGCUCUUUUCUCUGGCCUUAUGUUUCCUCUGUUCUCUUACUUUUAUCGGACAGCCCUCUGAUUGGUCCUGUGUGCUGCGUCACACAGCUUUUGGAAUAAUCUUCGUCCUCUGCAUCUCCUGUGUUCUGGGGAAAACAAUAGUGGUGUUAAUGGCCUUCAGAGCUACACUUCCAGGCAGUAAUGUCAUGAAAUGGUUCGGGCCUCCACAGCAGAGACUCAGUGUUCUUGCUUUCACUCUCAUUCAGGUCCUAAUUUGUGUGAUUUGGUUAGCAACAUCCCCUCCAUUCCCAUUCAAAAAUCUAAAGCGUUAUAAAGAAAAGAUCAUUCUAGAAUGUCACUUAGGAUCAAAUGUAGGUUUCUGGGCUGUGCUGGGUUAUAUUGGACUUUUGGCUCUUUUUUGUUUUGUUUUAGCUUUUCUGGCUCGGAAGCUUCCUGAUAACUUUAAUGAAGCCAAAUUCAUCACAUUCAGCAUGCUCAUAUUCUGUGCUGUCUGGAUCACCUUCAUCCCAGCUUAUGUCAGCUCUCCUGGAAAGUUCACAGUCGCUGUGGAAAUAUUUGCCAUUCUGGCUUCAAGCUUUGGUACACUAUUCUGUAUUUUUCUACCAAAAUGUUACAUAAUCAUAUUGAAACCAGAAAAGAACACUAAAAAGCAAAUGAUGGGAAAAGUGUCAGUUAAGUGAAAUAUUGGGCAAUGUAUUGACUUUUAAUACUGUUCUGUGCUGGCUAACAAAAAUAUAUAUAUAUCAUUGGAUACUUGGAUAUGCAGUAGUGAUUGCUAAUAGAAUAAAGUGUUUGUUGCUAAUACAAUAAUGAUAAAAAUAAUUAAAUGAUAAAAUGUAUAAUGCCAUCCAAUAAAAUGCCUACACAGUACAUAGUACUAAUUAAAUGUUUGGAUUUGGAAUUAAA